ACAAUUCAGAGGCUGCUGCCUGCCUAGGAGGUUGUAGAAAGCUCUGUAGGUUCUCUCUGUGUGUCCCACAGGGCUCCUCGGGCCAGGUCCCUGUCUGAUGGCUUUUAUGAAAAAAUAUCUCCUCCCCAUUCUGGGGAUCUUCUUGGCCUACUACUACUAUUCUGCGAAUGAGGAAUUCAGACCAGAGAUGCUUCGAGGAAAGAGAGUGAUUGUCACAGGGGCCAGCAAGGGGAUCGGAAGAGAGAUGGCCUAUCAUCUGGCGAGGAUGGGAGCCCAUGUGGUAGUGACAGCGAGGUCAGAAGAGGCUCUAAAGAAGGUGGUAUCCUCCUGCCUGGAACUUGGUGCGUCCUCGGCGCACUACGUUGCUGGCACCAUGGAGAACAUGACCUUUGCAGAGCAAUUUGUUGCCAAAGCUGGAAAGCUCAUGGGGGGGCUAGACAUGCUCAUUCUCAACCACAUCACCAACACUCCCUUGACUCUAAUUUGUAAUGACGCUCACCUCGUGCGCAGAACUAUGGAGGUCAACUUCCUGAGUUAUGUGGUGAUGAGUAUGGCCGCCUUGCCCAUGCUGAAGCAGAGCAACGGGAGCAUUGUGGUGGUCUCCUCGAUAGCUGGGAAAGUAGCUAGUCCACUUGUUGCUGCCUAUUCUGCAAGCAAGUUUGCUCUGGAUGGGUUCUUCUCCUCUGUCAGGGUGGAAUAUUCAGUAGCCAAGGUGAAUGUGUCGAUCACCGUCUGCAUCCUCGGCCUCAUAGACACAGACACAGCCAUGACAGUGGUUGAUGGAGUAUUCAAUGCAAAAGCAUCUCCAAAGGAAGAAUGUGCCCUGGAGAUUAUCAAAGGGGGAGCUCUGCGCCAAAAUGAAGUGUAUUAUGACAGUUCAGCCUUGACUCCUCUCCUCCUGGGAAAUCCAGGGAGGAAGAUCAUGGAAUUUUUCCUCUUACAAAAAUAUAAUAUGGAAAGAUUUAUAAACCACUGAACACUUCCUUAGGGCUGGGCAGAAUAAGGGAGCCUGGUACAAUUCUGCCAGAUAUUUAUCUGAGCUCCAUCAUGAAGGCAUUGCCCUGGAGAGAUAAAUGAGUGUUCCCCAGGGGUUGCAAGUCACACAUCACAUCUCACAAUUAAGGGGUUCCUCUAGCACUUGUACAGUGGAAAUGUGAUUAUAAUGAAUGUCAUGAACCAGCAAUUGUGAAAUUGAUGGUAACCACAGCUAUAAUGACAAGAUAGUUAUAUCAAAUUCACCUCAUAUGUAGUAAUGUUAUAAUGCUUAAUCAAUAUUAAUUAUAAUAAAGGUCACAUAAACUUUAUAAAUUCAUACCUCAUGACUGUAACUUCAGCUCAUUCAGUAUGGUUCCAUUAAAACCAUAAUCU
Molecule: messenger RNA, 1368 nt
Organism: Hippopotamus amphibius kiboko
Lineage: Eukaryota; Metazoa; Chordata; Mammalia; Artiodactyla; Hippopotamidae
Gene: HSD11B1
Product: hydroxysteroid 11-beta dehydrogenase 1
Exons: 6
Coding region: 98-976 (292 amino acids)
Biological process (GO): steroid catabolic process
Cellular component (GO): intracellular membrane-bounded organelle; endoplasmic reticulum membrane
Molecular function (GO): steroid binding; 11-beta-hydroxysteroid dehydrogenase (NADP+) activity
Source: RefSeq, a predicted model, not a curated record